UCAUCAACGUCGGUUGUUUAUUUUAUUUUUGUGUUUUAUUUCCUAAACUCGUAAUGAAAUUUGAUUCCAUCUAUCUGGUGGCCAACCUGGCCGGAUAUGAUUUCAACAACGUAAUUCUUCUAGCGGAUGACGUAAAUGCAAUCGUGUCGGAGCUUCUGCGGGCGACGGGUGACGAACGGGAAUGUUUGGAGCAUUGUGAAAAGCUGCUCUUUCUUGGGCACCUGUUGGAACGGGCCCUCGAAGCUAGCCGGCGGGUGGUGAAGAACUACGCUGCGCUGGAAGAGUUGCUACGGGUGAAUUGGUGCGACGAAAGGUCCACCGAACAGAAGUGGGAGCUGGUGCAGAGUGCGGCAGCGACAGCGGACGGUGAUGCCGGUCGAUCGGUUGCGGACUGGGUGGCGAAAAGGAUUUUGCUGGUUAAGAAUGGCGAAAAGUGCUUGGGCAUCGUCAAGGCAUUCUAUAAAAAGUUUUCCAGUAAAGAAGCGUUUAGAAAAGUUAUCGGUGAGGUGCACAAGGCGGCAGUUUGGAAGCAAACUGCUUGGGAUUAUUUCAAUCUAAAAAGUAGUGUGGAUCCGGAGAUAAAACAACGACUAAACGAUGUUCGUCAAGUUAAUGGUCUGUCAACCAGUGACCCCAAAGUGAUUUUGGAAAAUUGUCUUCAGUUGAGCUUGCCAUCGCUGGCGAAUUUAUCCGGCACCAAUUCUGUUUGCAAUGAACUUCUCAACAAAGCUUUAGCCGGUAUCGCAACUCACAUCGCAACGGAAAAUGAUGAAUUCAUCCAUCGACAGUUAUGUGCCAUUAGAAGAAUGACAAAGAACCAAGUUUUAGUUGAUCGGUAUCAAGAUCUUAUGAAGGUUCAAUCUUUCUACGAGGUAAAUGUACAACUUUUGAGGGUGCAUCAUAAGAAAUUGCAAACCAGGGAACUGCUCUACGAUUCCAGCACCAUACUGAUGUGUCAUUUGAUAUACCGUAAAACCCAAAAAGGACAAUUCCUAGAAGAUUUCCUGAACGAACAGGUUCUGGGGGGAGCAUCCAACCUGGAACUGAUUCUGGCCGAGAUGCAAAACUUCAAGUAAAUAAUGUUUUGUAAAUGAUUCACGUUUUAUAACGGUGAUCCCACAAACACCACGAACUGGAGAACUGACAACGGUUCAUUUCGCUCGUGCUCAUGACCGGUGAAUACGAAUCAAUGAGCUUUUUGACUGUGAAUGACUGCUGCUGGAAGAGGGAGUCAUCAGCCGUCAACUUUAUACGUGCGUGUCUACCAUUGCGGCCGACGCAAGACGUGUUAGUCAAGUGAGGUAAAAAUCGGAUAUUUACAGUGGAAAUUAGUACUUUCUUAUCGUGGCCGUCUUAUCAGUGCACAGGGAAGAUACAAACCGGUUUACGGUUACUUCAGGUGGCUAAGAAGAAGUGCGACGUUUUAUCGAAUUCCUACGGAAUCAACAUAAAGAAUCAGCCAAUUGGAGGAUGGCGAAAAACCCGACCUAACCGACGACAACCAAAACAGCAUCAGCUAUCGCAAUCAUCUUCGUCAUUCUCAUCCUCAUCAUCAUCAACAGCAGCAGCAGCAGCAAUUCUACCUCCACCAACAACAACAGCCAUUGCUCUACCAAAACCAACCGCCCCUGGCCGUUGCCGACUCUACCGGUUCUCUCGAUUUCGACUACUACGAAGAUAUGGACGAACGGGACAGCAUCUAUCUGGACGCUGUGUCCGUCAGUUCGGAUGGCACCCAGCGGAAGUCACUGUACCUUUCGCGACAAACCGUGUACCAUUCGGCGGAGGAGCUUCCACUGGACUCGGCAUCGGUGGUGGUGGACGGUUCCGAACCGAUACGAAGCAUCCAGGCCACCACCGAAGCACUACUGAAUGAUUCCCGAACCAACGGUGGUCUACCGAAUAUGCCUUACGAGCAACCGCGGAGCAGCGCCGGACCAUCCUCGAUUGUUUCCGGUGGCAUCCUGAAGCGACCGGGACUGACAACUAAAUACAAUGAAGAGGUGGCUACUCGUGACUAUUCUCCUCUUCUAUCUUCCGCUAGCACUAACAUGAUCGCCGCUGACCGUAAGCAUGUUGAGCCAAGACAGAUAGUUACAUAUUCGCUGUGGAAAUCUAGGACAUGGAACCGCUUCCAGGACGGCAACCGAGUGGUCGACUUCAUACUGGCCUUCAAUGGACAAAUCGCCGACAGGGUGGCAACGCGGAAGCGGGCUACCUACCAGCAAAAUCUGAUCGCCGAGGGUCUGGAAAUAGAGGUGGAAAGUUCACAGCGAAUUCAUUUCGUUAAGAUUCACGUCCCACGGGAGGUUUUGUCCCGGUACUGUGAGAUCAUGAAGAUGCAGAUGCCGAUCGUCAAGCUGAAGGAUCAGGAAAAUAUCAUACCGAAGGAUUUUAGUCUGAACAGUAUGCUGGCGCGGCUGUUUAGACGACCAUUGUUCAAGUUCGUCAUCAUUGACCGGGACAAAUUCCAGAAAAAAGAGUACCAGCUACAGCAUGAGUACUGCCGAGAGAAGUCCUACUUGUUUGAUGACGAAGCACCGGAGUUUUUUACACCGAGCAUCCGAAUAGCGGUGGCGCAUUUUAUUCUAGAGCGGACAUAUUUUAGCGAUAGCGAGGAGGAGAAGUAUGAUAUUGGUUUGCGCAAACUGCUUAAUGAUGGUGUUUAUUUAGAUGCGUAUCCCCUGCACGAUGGGAGUCCUGAUCUGCCCGAGCUCCAGUGCCAACGAACGCUACUGCUGCAGGAGUGGGCUUCGGUGGUGCGGUGGAUCAAACACCAACCCCUUGAUCACAUUAAGGAAUACUUCGGGGUCAAGAUUGCUAUGUAUUUUGCCUGGCUGGGAUUCUACACGCACAUGCUAAUAUCGGCUUCGGUCGUGGGUUUGAUAUGCUUCUUCUACGGACUGUUAACCUAUAGCAGCAACCGAAUCAGCCAGGACAUUUGCAAUGACAAUGGUACGAUUAUGUGCCCUCAGUGUGAUGCCAAAUGCGACUAUUGGUAUCUAAAUACAACGUGUACUACCUCGCAGUUGGCGUACAUUUUUGAUAACAAUUUCACCAUCGUUUUCGCUGUGUUCAUGUCUAUUUGGGCAACACUUUAUCUGGAAAUGUGGAAACGUUACUCUUCCGCCCUCCAGCACAGGUGGGGCGUCACGGAUUACUGUUCCCUCGCGGAACCUCCACGCCCACAGUACUUGGCAAGACUGAAAAACAGCAAAAAAACCAUCUUCAACAUUGUGACCGGUACCCAAGAGCCAUCCCCGCCGUUCUGGUCCAAACGUUUUCCCAGCUUUCUGUACAGCUAUUCGGUCAUCUUUCUUUUUAUCAUCCUCGCAGUCGCUGCCGUCUUCGGAAUCGUGGUUUACCGAAUGUCUCUGAUGACGUCUCGAAACAUUUACGGUACUCCCGAUACGGUGUCCUCCAAGUUAGUCCUACUACCGGCAACAGCAGCCGUCAUCAAUCUGCUCAUUUCAACCGUGCUGAAUUACGUGUACGACUACGUAGCGGUCUGCAUGACAGACAAGGAAUAUCGCAGGACACAGAGCGAAUACAAUGAAAGCCUCACGCUGAAGAUCUAUCUUUUCCAGUUCAUCAACUAUUACAGCUCGAUUUUCUACAUCGCAUUCAUUAAGGGGAAGUUCCCUGGCUAUCCGGCCAAAUACAACCGGAUACUAACCCUGCGGCAGGAAGAGUGCAGUCCGGGCGGUUGCCUGAUGGAACUGUGCAUCCAGCUGGCUAUCAUAAUGGUUGGCAAGCAGUUGAUUUCGCUUAUUCUGGAAAUUCUGCUGCCAUUUCUGUGGCAAAAGUUUCGCGAGUUUCGAAACGUAUUGGGCAUGGAGUCGGAAGAUUCGGAAAGCGGCGAAAAGCUGAUCUGCUGCAACCAGUGGACCAAAGACUUCACUCUGAUCAGCUGGCAUGAUAGGAGUUUGUUUGAGGAGUACUUGAAGAUGAUUAUUCAGUACGGAUUCAUAACUAUUUUUGUGGCAGCUUUUCCGUUGGCGCCCCUGUUUGCUCUUCUGAAUAAUGUUUUCGAGACAAGAUUGGACGCGAAGAAGUUUCUUUUGUACUACAAACGAGCGGUUCCGCAGCGGGUACGAGACAUUGGAAUCUGGUACAACGUUAUGCAUGUGCUGGGGAAAAUCGCUGUCAUCUCUAGUGCAUUUAUAAUCGCUUUUUCGUCCAACUUCAUCCCCCUGUUGGUCUACUUAAACGUUGUGAGCGAAAACAGAUCGGAUACCGGUUUCCUUAACCACACACUUGCCUACUUUAACGUUAGUGACUUCGAGCCGGGAGUCGCUCCGAUUGAGUCCAAGUUCGAAAAUGUCACCGAAUGCCGCUACCAGGAGUACCGCAACCCACCUGGAGUGGAACGAGCAUACAAGCGUCCUCUCAUCUACUGGCACAUCCUUGCGAUCCGGUUGGCGUUUGUGGUCAUCUAUCAAAACCUUGUGAGCUUUGUACAGAUCGUAGUAGCUUGGGCAAUCCCGGACACACCCGGUCGCCUUCAGGAUCAGAUCAAACGCGAACAGUACCUGACGAAUGAGUUUAUCAUUCAGCGCGAAAAGCAGCGAACGCAGGAGCGCAAAUGCGGCGGAGGUUUGCAGAGGAAUGGGAAGCUGCCACUCCGCCAGCAGCACAGCAGUCCCGGUGAGUACGGAGCAUCCAUUGGAUCGAUCGAGAUAGAUGAGGCCGCGGAUCCGUAUGCGAUGAGACACCGUCGGAGGCCUGCUAGUAAGCCGGCAACUGGGGGACACGAUCGCUUUCAGGAGUGCGAGAUAGUCACUUCCAGAGUAUAGAUUCUAGGGGCCACGCAGAAGACAAAACAAACGGUUUUGUAUAGUGUGACUCCGAUUAUACAACUCACAGCUACCAACUGUACUGAUAUGCCUUUUUGGUGUUACUUUUUUCUAAUUAAUUAUAGUGUAAGGCGUGUGCUUUCAGGAAACGCACCCCAGCAGAAAUGCUUAGAACAACCGUAGGUAGCCUUAAGAAGAACCAAAUUUUUUUCUCUCGAAAUGCCAGCCAAUUUAGAACAAACCUUUCCUAUACUAAACUAAAACUACUAAAUUGCAUGCACAAACGAAACAAGACGGGCAUAUAUUUGUUAUAUAAACUUUACAUUGAAUAUGAAAUCGGACAAACAUUUAAACGAAUAUUUAUUUCUAUCAAGAUAAAAAAAGAAAUGAUCAAAUAAGUAAUGUUAAACUUUAUACAAUUGACGCGAUUAGAAAGAAAAAACGUUUAACUAGCAACACUGUCUCCUGGUGCAUCAGCUAAAAAGGUAAAAUUUCGUUGCUAAAUUGUAUUCCUAAUGUAAGUCGUGAGUGAUAAUUUAUUUUAUAUUGGUUAAAAAAAAUUGCUGCUAAUUUUAGGGAAAUAAAAUAAAAAAAUGCAGAAAUGGCACGGUAACAGUGAAGUGAAGCCGGUAGAAGGGCUGUGUGAUGCAACACACUGCGCAUCCUGAGCUAGAAAUCAGCCUGCGGCGAAUAUGGAAACCAUCCCAACAGGUGUGUUCUUGUGUAAUAGGAGUAAUUCUAAUCAACUCUCCUAGCAACUAAUUUCUAACUGCUCAUUAUGACAUAGUACAAGAUAAUCUAGGUACUUCUAAAGAUCAAAGAGCAAAGACAUGAUGUGAUAAAAUUUUCGUCCAACAAUUCGAAAGCAGGAUUGAGUGAUGCCAAACUGGAAGUUCAAGGUAAAACUUCUCGCUAGCAAUACACCAAAAUAAUACGCCAUUACAGAACGAUAUAUUGAAGUUGAAUUAACACGAUGAAUCUGUAUUAAAGAAAUAAGUUGUGGGUUCGAGUCCCACCUGCUGAACUA
Wyeomyia smithii (pitcher-plant mosquito) is the source of this 5823-nucleotide messenger RNA. Its product is annotated as anoctamin-1-like. The record is from RefSeq and is a predicted model, not a curated record. Lineage: Eukaryota; Metazoa; Arthropoda; Insecta; Diptera; Culicidae. Gene Ontology annotation, biological process: chloride transmembrane transport. Gene Ontology annotation, molecular function: chloride channel activity; protein dimerization activity. The transcript is spliced from 7 exons. The coding region runs from base 1680 to 4796 and encodes 1038 amino acids. Gene Ontology annotation, cellular component: plasma membrane.